GAUGGAAGCGGUGCGCCUGCUCCCCCUCCUCCUCCUCCUGGGAUUCUCCGUGUCCUCGUCGGCGGUCUGGGACCUGGUGCUGCUCCACACCAACGACGUACACGCUCGUGUGGAGGAGACCGACGUUAACUCCGGGAAAUGCGGCGUUAACGGGCAGUGCUUCGCCGGCGUGGCCCGGAUAGCCACGGAGGUCAAAAGGAUCCGCAGCACCGAGAACAACGUGCUGCUCCUGGACGCCGGGGACCAGUUCCAGGGUACCGUGUGGUUCAACUUCUACAAGGGGGCCGAGGCGGCACACUUCAUGAACAAGCUGCGCUACGACGCCACGGUUUUUGGGAACCACGAGUUCGAUAACGGAGUCGAAGGACUCAUGAAACCGUUCCUGGAACAGAUCAAGUGUCCCAUUCUCAGUGCUAACAUCAAACCGGACCACACUCUGAACGCAACGUUUGGGAUCACUUAUUUACCUUAUAAGAUAUUUACCAUUGGCAGAGAGAAGGUGGGCGUGGUGGGGUACACCACACAGGAAACACCGGCUCUCUCCAAGCCUGGACCUCACCUGCAGUUCCUGGACGAGGUGACCUCUCUACAGGUACAGGUGGACAAACUUCGGACUCUGGGGAUCAAUAAGAUCAUCGCUCUCGGUCACUCUGGCUUCACUGUAGAUCAGAUGAUCGCCAAGAAGGUCCGUGGGGUCGACGUCGUCAUCGGCGGACACACCAACACGUUCCUGUAUACAGGAACUCCUCCCUCUACUGAAGUCCCAGCCGGUACGUAUCCCUUCAUGGUGACCUCAGAGGACGGGCGAAAGGUUCCUGUUGUGCAGGCCUACGCCUUUGGAAAAUAUCUGGGUUAUCUGAAGGUCUCUUUUGAUGAUGCUGGGAAUGUAGUGAAGUCAACUGGAAACCCCAUCCUCUUGGACAGCAGCAUCAAACAGGAUUCGGAGGUGCUGGCUGAUGUGGAGGAAUGGAAGAAGAAUCUGGCCAACUACUCGGCUCAGGUGGUGGGAAAGACUCUGGUCUUCCUGAACGGGUCGACUCAGGAUUGCCGCUUUAAGGAAUGCAACCUGGGAAACCUCAUCUGCGACGCCAUGCUCGACAACUACAUCAGUUUCUCAAAUGAUGUCCAAUGGAACCACGUCAGUGCCUGCAUCUUGAACGGAGGAGGCGUUCGGGCAUCUAUCGACGAGCACACAAGGAAUGGUUCAAUCACAAUGGAGGACCUGAUAGCCGUCUUACCCUUUAGCGGAACCUUUGACCUGGUGGAGCUAAAGGGCUCCACGCUGAGGAAAGCUUUCGAACACUCGGUGGAACGAUACGGCCAGAGCACCGGAGAGUUCCUUCAAGUGUCCGGAAUUCGUGUAGAAUUUGACCUCUCCAAACCACCGCAGCAUCGUGUCAAAAGCCUCAGCAUCCUUUGCACCAAAUGCCGCGUUCCUGUCUAUGAACCCGUCGAGAAUGAGAUGGUUUACAAGGUGGUGCUGCCGUCAUACAUGGUGACAGGAGGCGAUGGAUUCUCGAUGAUCAAAGACGGGUUCCUCAAACAUAACAGCGGGGAUUUGGACAUUUCAGUCGUGUCAAGAUACAUCACACAAAGAAAACAAGUUUAUCCCUCUGUCGAAGGACGCAUCAAGCUGUACAACUCAGCUGCUGGACUUGAGGGCCAAACAGCUUCCCUGGUUUUUAUGGUUUCACUCGUGCUUCUCUGGAGUUUCCGUGGAAACAUCUAACUUUUAAAAACUGUUUUCAAAGGCAGUGAAACCACGACGGAUUAAAAUGAUGUAAUCAUGUAGGACUGGGAGAACUUUCUUCAUAAAAUACUGACAUUAAUGACUAAUAUUUUUUUAUAACGAAAAGGGAAGCCCCAUGUCAGUGUGGUAAUAUCGUUCACUUCCAUCUAGGAACAAAUGUGGACAAAAGUGCAAAAAACGCAGCCAAGAGUUGAAACAAGUGCUACGGUUUCUCCAGUAAUCACUGGCAGCCUCGAGGGAAAAAAAGUGCUGUGGUCAGAAGAAAAAGUGUAAAAUAUCUUUUGUGUAUAGUUAUAACUCUCGUCUUCCGUAUACUUCGGCCUCAAAAUGAAAUCAGCACCAUCAAGGCUUUUUGUGUUUGAUGUUUUUUAAGCUCUGCUAACUGUGAGAUCCGGAGGAACCAUCAGACUCCCCCACACCACACCAUUAGCCAGAUACCUGCCUACUGUGGCAGAUGCACAGUGGUAUUAAUAUUUUGCACAUUUGGGUACUGACAGGUAUUGCACUGCUAAGCUGGACAGCGCCGCCAUUUCAUAAUAAACAUAUGGUAAAAACUGAG
Messenger RNA from Neolamprologus brichardi, 2309 nucleotides. It is a transcript of the gene nt5e, whose product is annotated as 5'-nucleotidase, ecto (CD73). Gene Ontology annotation, molecular function: nucleotide binding; metal ion binding; 5'-nucleotidase activity. The record is from RefSeq and is a predicted model, not a curated record. Gene Ontology annotation, biological process: AMP catabolic process. Gene Ontology annotation, cellular component: plasma membrane. NCBI's taxonomy places the organism in Eukaryota, Metazoa, Chordata, Actinopteri, Cichliformes, Cichlidae.